Lampris incognitus (smalleye Pacific opah) is the source of this 2335-nucleotide messenger RNA. It is a transcript of the gene mgp, whose product is annotated as matrix Gla protein. Gene Ontology annotation, molecular function: calcium ion binding. The coding region runs from base 120 to 500 and encodes 126 amino acids. The record is from RefSeq and is a predicted model, not a curated record. Gene Ontology annotation, cellular component: extracellular region. The transcript is spliced from 5 exons. NCBI's taxonomy places the organism in Eukaryota, Metazoa, Chordata, Actinopteri, Lampriformes, Lampridae.
CUGCUGUAAGGAAUUAAGAGAUAUUCCCCCGCAGAAAGCACACAGAUAUUUACAAGACCGCCUCACGCCGUAGUCAUCGUCUUCAGGCCAGCCCGACCGACCGACGGACGAGAUCCGAGAUGAGGCGUCUUCUGCCAUGUGUGGUGCUCUGCGCCUUUAUUUCCCUGUGCCUCUGCUAUGAGUCUCAUGAAAGCACAGAAUCCAUCGAAGACUUGUUUGUGAGUCCAAAUCAAGCCAACUCCUUCAUUCCACCUCAGAGAGGCAACGCCAACAAUAAUCCCCCUCGUGGUGACACCUACAACAGCUACAUCUUCAGAAGGAAGGUGAAGUCUCCAGCGGAGAUGCGUACAGAGAUCUGUGAGGAGUACUCCCCCUGCCGCUUCUAUGCUUUUCACUUCGGCUAUCAGCAGGCCUACCGGAGAUACUUUGGCACCCAGAAUACGGCCCAGAAUCCGGUUCAAACUCCUGUUCAGAAUCCCGCUGGAACCCAUCGAUUCUAAACAAACGGGCCGGUGGCACAAUAGUUUUUCUAUCUGCAUGCUGUGACUAAGCACUUGUUCCCUGCUCAUACUAUGACUUUUUCUAUUGUGUAUGCUGUUGCUCGAUUGGGCUCGUCUGUACGAUUGCACAGCACGACAAUUCAAGAGAAAACAUGAUGGCACAGUGUACGGCCGCAGGUUUGAAACAUCCUGACAUGUACUGUAUAUAAACAAAGUAAAGAUAGAGCACAUUGUGUACUAAGUUCACAUAAAAUUUGUAAUAUUCUUUAAACCCAUUUCAUACACAAAGGAGUUCAUGGCUCUUUUUUUUGUUUUUGUUUUUUGGUGCAAUCUCAGGAUUACUGUUAUCCACUACUGUCAUACCUCCCCAAUGCAUAAAUGUUUUACAUGCUCUGUGUGAAUGAAGAUGACUGUUUCCUCACUACUUGACCGUUUGUUAUCUCAUUCACUCUUCUAUCCAACUUCACACUCUUUUCAGUGUCUCUGAAAGAGAAGAAAACAGGAUUUUUGUUGAGUUUUUCAUCUUCAUCCCGUUUAAGACAUUUGCUCACCGCUGAGGAGUGUUCAUCAGUAGUUCUGGGUUCCAGUCCAGUCAGAGUUGUGUUUAUAACUGAAUGCCAGCUGGUUUCAUGUGGGGCACACGCAGACGUCAUCGUGAUGACAUUGGCGCUGCUCGUGUGGGUUCAGUGAACUGCCAGCGGUGGCAUGGCACAGUUAAAGAAACACAAUAAACUUGUUUCGUUGCACCUGCCAAAAAAAGGAUCCAUGUCAAGUAGUUCUGUAGACUAACAAGUUGAAUAAAUGUAAUGUCCUUGUUUUGUUUAUUUCCCCUGCAGGGUGUAAUGUGGGCUCUUGUAAGUGACAGGGCAAAUAGUUUAAAGGGAUUUCAGAACAGACAGGGGUUUGAAUAACGGGAAAUGAGUGAUUUUCUGACAGCAUUGCUCCCCACCACAACUAAAGAGACCACCGGAGGGCGUCCGGGUAAUGUAGCGGUCUAUUCUGUUGCCUACCAACAUGGGGAUCGCCUGUUCGAAUCCCCGUGUUACCUCCGGCUUGGUCGGGCGUCCCUUCAGACACAAUUGGCCGUGUCUGCGGAUGGGAAGCCGGAUGUGGGUAUGUGUCCUGGUCGCUGCACUAGCGCCUCCUCUGGUUGGUCAGGGCGCCUAUUCGGGGAGGAGGGGGAACUGGGGGGAAUAGUGUGAUCCUCCCACGCACUACGUCCUCUUGGCGAAACUCCUCACUGUCAGGUGAAAAGAAGCAGCUGGCGACUCCACAUGUAUCGGAGGAGGCACGUGGUAGUCUGCAGCCCUCCCCGGAUCGGCAGAAGGGGUGGAGCAGCGACCAGGACGGCUCGGAAGAGUGGGGUAAUUGGCCAAGUACAAUUGGGGAGAAAGGGGGGGGGGUCUUCCCCCUGUUCUCUUGAGCCUAUUCCCACAAAACUGUUUAAAUGUGUCUUCACCUGCCUAUCAGCUGACCUUCUGCAUCUCAUUAACGCCUCCCUAAAGUCUGGUGUUUUCCCCGCUUCUCUCAAGCGUGCUGUUGUUACCCCAUUAAUGAAAAAGAGUAAUCUCAACCCAUCCAUGACUAGCAAUUAUAGACCAAUCUCCAACCUUCCUAUCAUGAGUAAAAUCCUUGGAAAGGUUGUCUGCAAACGGCAUAGUUACCUAACCGUCCACAACCUGUAGGAAGUGUACCAGUUAGGUUUUAGAGAGAAUCAUAGCACUGAAACACUCAAAGUAGUCAAUGAUUUUAAAAUCAGCAGCGAUUCACACUUUUUAUUCUAGUACUGUUAGACCUGACUGCCACUUUCGACACUGUUGAUCAUGACGUUCUAC